CCCACCCCAGGACCUCGCUGUGGUGCCAAGAUGAGCAAGACCCAGCAGAGCCAGGAGCCGCUGUCGGAGCUGGAGAAGGCCAUGGACAUCAUCAUCGAUGUCUUCCACCAGUUCUCCCGGCGGGAGGGGGACAGGGACACCCUCACCAAGAAGGAGCUCAAGCUGAUGAUUGAGAAGCAGCUGGCGAAUUACCUGAAGCACGUGAAGAACAAGGCCACCAUCGACCAGAUCAUGAAGGACCUGGACAUCAACAAGGACGCCCAGAUCAGCUUUGGGGAGAUGAUGCUGCUGGUCACCCGUGUCACCUGUGCCACCCACGAGCACCUGCACGAGGUGGAGGACCAGCAGCACCACCAGCACCAGCACCAGCACCACCACUGAGGCAGCCCAGCCCCUCCCAGGAACCCCUGGAGCUUGGGGAAAAACCUCCCAAAAAAACCAAAUCCAGCCUCAAACCCUGCCCAACUCCUUCCCCUUCCUCCCGUUUUGCUGCCAAAUAAAGAUUUACCAAAGAUUU
Cinclus cinclus is the source of this 517-nucleotide messenger RNA. RefSeq names its product protein MRP-126-like. Gene Ontology annotation, molecular function: calcium ion binding. The coding region runs from base 31 to 381 and encodes 116 amino acids. Gene Ontology annotation, biological process: endothelial cell migration. Lineage: Eukaryota; Metazoa; Chordata; Aves; Passeriformes; Cinclidae. The transcript is spliced from 3 exons. Gene Ontology annotation, cellular component: extracellular exosome; cytoplasm. The record is from RefSeq and is a predicted model, not a curated record.